Messenger RNA from Danaus chrysippus (African queen), 1920 nucleotides. The record is from the annotation of a GenBank genome assembly. NCBI's taxonomy places the organism in Eukaryota, Metazoa, Arthropoda, Insecta, Lepidoptera, Nymphalidae.
AUGUCUAUAAUCGGAGUUCGAGGAAUACCUCCAAAGUUAUCUUUAGAACAAUUUAUAAGGAAACUGGCUCACGUUUUGCACGGACAGUUCGAAGCGUUUAGCGUGAACAAUAAAACGAAGUCAAAGACGUUUUAUUUAAAAUUGUCACAUAGAUUGGAAACGCGUUCUACAAUACAACUUAUCAAUAGAACAAGAUUUCCAUUUCAACUACAGGCAUUUUUGCCAGACAAUGAUAUGAAUUUGCAAGUACCACAGAAGACUAAGAAAAUUCCGAACACACUAAGAAAGGCGUUAAAUAUACCUCUUAAUUUCACACCAGAAGAGAAUAUAUAUGAAAAAUUGGAAAAAAUACAAACAGAAAAACAAUUUCCCACUUGCUAUUGUUUAAGCAAGUGCUACCGUGAUGAAUUCCCUCAUAAAACUGAUGUACAAUUGAUUAAAGAUAUUUACAAAAACUAUCAGCUAGAAAUGGGUUUACCAGAAAUGGAAUUAAAUGAGACUGAAUUCUAUGAUUAUAAAGUUGAAUGUGAUGGUGAGGAUAGCGUCUCAUUAAACAAAGCAAAGAAUUUGAGCCAGAAAUAUUCAAACAAAAUAAUUAAUAAGAUAAUGGAUCACAUAAACAAUUAUGAUUUUGACAAUCAUAAACAUCCUUCGACAACAAUAGAAGUUAGAAAACACAUAAAAAACCUAUCACCAUUAAUACCAAAUAUAGUAAAAUCAAUUAUUAAAGAAAAAUUUGAGAAUCAAGGAAAAGAAACAUUUUCAGUUGUUCGGUUUUCCAUCAAGCAGGUAAAUUCACUUUUAAGACCAGUACUUAAAGGUCAGUUCCGAGUGUUGAAUUUCGAUCCUAAAGUAAAGAAACCUAAGACUUGUUAUGUUUAUCUAUCAGAAAAUCUUGAUCCUCAAAUGGUUUCAAAAACCGUCAGAACAUUAAGAAUAGGACCUUAUAAGUUGUAUGCCUAUCAACCUCCAGAUAUACCCUACUUAAAACUUCGAAAAAGUGCAAAUAAUGUUAUAAAUACCCUCAACAACACAAAUGUUAAACCAAGAUUCACUCCUAAAGUGCUACCAGUUGUAAGAAAACCCUUCAAACCAACAAAACAGAUAAAACAAGUAAAUGUGGAUAAGGGUGUAACGGUUCGAAAAACUCAGCCAAUUUAUUCUGCAGAAAUGGUAAUAAAAUACACUCACGAACAAAUAAUGUUGGAGAUGCAAAGUAAAUAUCCAGGGCUCUAUGACUUGAAUAAGAAGCUUGAUAACAAAUUAUUGGUGGCCGUCGGACAAACAGUACACAAACGUCUUAAAGAAAUAGCAGAUCAUGAGAAUUCUGUAACAUGCAUGGGAUUGAGUAGGACAUAUCGAAGAAUAUUCCUACACUCCGGUGAUUUUCAAUUAAUAUCCACCACAUUGUAUAGAAUUCAGGAUGUAAUGGGAAUGAAAAGAUUACAGCUUUUGGAAAAGGAUUUGAUUGCACCUGUUAUUAAACCAUAUGAUUUUGAUAAAAUUUCUCCUGAACAACUGCAAGCAUCUUCGAGCAAGUAUUCAGAUGAAAUUGUUAAAGCGGUUUUAGAUCAUGUCGGUAAGCUUUCAACAAAAAUAGACCCAUCAAAAGAUCCUGUUGAAGACGAAGCCAGAAUUAAAGUGACAGAGCAACUCAAGAAUAUGUUACCCUACCUUCCCGAUUUAGUCAAAGGUGUGAUUUCAAAACACUUGAUACCUCAAAAGUCUAUUUACUAUGUCGUUAAGAUAUACGGCGAGCCGUGUCUUCCUCCGCGUCGAUUGAUCACAGCCUGGAUGCCGCGCUACAAAAUGUUCAGCGCUGUCCGCUCGGAGCGUAUGUUCAACUUAAUGUUGGCGCGCGUUCCGGCCGCUGAAAUGACAGCCGUGCUAGCCGCUGACGGGACGAUUAUGGGUGAGUGA